CCCAUCCCACCUGGAAUCUACGCCACUGGGUCUGAUCAUUUUCAUGCAAUUGAAAGAAAAAAGUAUAUAAGGUCCUUUGCAGCUACAUUUUCUACAGAGUAAUAAUAUAAAGUUUAGUGUUUGCUUUGAAAAACUUCAUAACUUGAAAAUGGUAGAUGCAUUCUGUGGCACGUGGAAACUAGUUGAGAGUGAGAAAUUUGAUGAGUACUUGAAGGCUAUAGGUGUUGGUUUUGCAAUAAGACAAGUUGCAAAUAUGACUAAACCGACCUCCAUCAUCUCAAAAGAGGGAGACAAAGUUGUGAUAAAAUCACAGAGUACUUUAAAGGACACAGAGCUCUCAUUCACACUGGGUGAGGAGUUUGAUGAGAUCACUGUAGAUGACAGACACUGCAAAUCUACUAUGGUUAUGAAUGGAGACCAGCUUAUUCAUGUCCAGAAGUGGAACGGAAAAGAGACCACCUUUGUCCGGGAAAUCAAGGAUGGGAAGAUGGUCAUGACACUCGCCUUUGGGGACGUGGUGUCUGUGCGCACUUAUGAAAAAGCAUAAGGUUUGGGAAUAUUGUCAGGAUUUGUACUUCUUCACUGGGCUGCAACAAAUAAUGUGCUUUUAUGUUUUACUGAAAUCAGAAUGAGUUUUACCUUUUUAGUCAGUAAGGCUCAUUUGUGAACAUGUGAAUCAAUUUAAUAAAGAAUCAGAA
This is a messenger RNA of Xyrauchen texanus (razorback sucker), 698 nucleotides long. RefSeq names its product fatty acid-binding protein, brain-like. The record is from RefSeq and is a predicted model, not a curated record. Gene Ontology annotation, cellular component: cytosol; nucleus. Gene Ontology annotation, biological process: fatty acid transport. Gene Ontology annotation, molecular function: fatty acid binding. The transcript is spliced from 4 exons. Lineage: Eukaryota; Metazoa; Chordata; Actinopteri; Cypriniformes; Catostomidae. The coding region runs from base 149 to 547 and encodes 132 amino acids.